Molecule: messenger RNA, 1877 nt
Organism: Capsella rubella
Lineage: Eukaryota; Viridiplantae; Streptophyta; Magnoliopsida; Brassicales; Brassicaceae
Product: protein DETOXIFICATION 43
Exons: 12
Coding region: 93-1670 (525 amino acids)
Biological process (GO): transmembrane transport
Cellular component (GO): membrane
Molecular function (GO): xenobiotic transmembrane transporter activity; citrate transmembrane transporter activity; antiporter activity
Source: RefSeq, a predicted model, not a curated record
CUUAAUGUCAUUUUCAGACACAAGCAAUUAAUUACAGAGACAGUUACGAAAGAGAAAGAAAGAAGAAGAAGAAGAAGAAGGAAACACAAUCUAUGACGGAAACUGGUGAUGGUCAUCUUGCUACAGUUCCAACCAGCGUGAGCAAGCCGUCAGUCCCAUUUCUUGUUAUCUUCAAAGAUUUAAGCCAUGUAUUCAGCUGGGAUAAAAUUGGGCGAGAGAUUCUAGGCAUGGCGUUUCCAGCAGCUUUGGCUUUGGCUUCUGACCCAAUCGCCUCUCUGAUUGAUACCGCUUUUAUCGGGCGUUUAGGAGCGGUUCAGCUAGCGGCGGUUGGAGUCUCCAUUGCCAUAUUCAAUCAAGCUUCUAGGAUAACUGUAUUCCCACUUGUGAGCAUCACAACUUCUUUCGUGGCGGAGGAAGACACUAUGGAGAAAAUGAAAGAAGAAGCAAACAAAGCCAAUCUUGUUCAGGAUUCCUUGGAAAAGGGUCUUUCUUCACCGUCAAGUAACACUACCAACCAGCCACCACAGGAAACGCCAGCUUCGGAUACAAAGCCAAACAGCGAAACCAAAGCUAAGAAAAAAGGGAAGAGGACAAUUCGAACAGCAUCAACAGCCAUGAUCUUGGGGUUAAUUCUCGGCCUUGUGCAAUCUAUUAUCUUGAUUUUCAGUUCCAAGUUGCUUCUAGGCGUCAUGGGAGUGAAGCCGAAUUCGCCAAUGAUAGCACCAGCGCACAAGUACUUGAGCAUACGAGCUUUGGGGGCUCCUGCAUUGCUUUUGUCUCUUGCUAUGCAAGGCGUCUUUCGUGGCUUCAAGGAUACCAAAACUCCUCUCUUUGCCACUGUCGUAGCAAAUCUUACUAACAUCGUCCUCGACCCCAUCUUCAUUUUUGUGCUUCGUCUUGGGGUCAGCGGUGCAGCCAUAGCCCAUGUCAUUUCUCAGUACUUUAUGACUCUAAUUUUGUUCGUCCUCCUCGCAAAGGAAGUUAAUUUGAUGCCACCAAACUUCGGGGAUUUGCAGUUCGGAAGGUUCCUCAAAAAUGGGCUAUUAUUGCUGGCGAGGACCAUAGCUGUGACGUUUUGUCAGACCUUAGCAGCAUCAAUGGCCGCUCGGCUCGGUACAACGCCAAUGGCAGCUUUUCAGAUUUGCUUACAAGUCUGGCUAACUUCUUCUCUUCUCAAUGAUGGUCUUGCUGUUGCUGCUCAGGCGAUUCUGGCUUGUUCGUUUGCUGAGAAAGACUAUAACAAAGUGUCUGCUGUUGCAGCCCGUGUUCUACAGAUGGGUUUAGCGUUGGGACUUGGACUGUCCCUUUUCGUUGGACUGGGUCUCCACUUUGGUGCCGGAAUAUUCUCCAAAGACGCUGCUGUUAUUCGCCUCAUGGCCAUUGGAAUACCGUUUAUAGCAGCAACGCAGCCAAUAAACUCACUCGCCUUUGUAUUGGAUGGAGUCAAUUUUGGAGCAUCUGAUUUUGCUUACACUGCAUACUCCAUGGUAGGAGUGGCGGCCAUUAGCAUUGCAGCAAUAAUAUAUAUGGCAAAGACCAAUGGUUUCAUAGGAAUAUGGAUAGCUCUUACCAUCUAUAUGGCUCUCCGAGCUAUUACUGGAAUUGCCAGGAUGGCAACGGGAACUGGACCGUGGAGGUUCUUGCGUGGGCGAUCCUCAUCAUCUUCUUAGGACUUGCUUAGUUUAUAAACGAGUUGCAUCUUUCUCAUCUCCCUUCUUCGUUCUUUUUGUUUCUAGUUCUUGUGUUUUGUUUUUUCUUCAUAUUUUGUUCGAGAGACCCGUUAUCUUUUAUAGUUUCAACAUAAAUAAUUGGAUCAGAGGUGUUUAUCUAUAUAACGCAUAUUAAUUUAUUAUCCAAAGAGUUUAUAUUUUUGUGUA